Staurois parvus is the source of this 297-nucleotide messenger RNA. NCBI's taxonomy places the organism in Eukaryota, Metazoa, Chordata, Amphibia, Anura, Ranidae. The record is from the annotation of a GenBank genome assembly.
GGUGGCACUGACUGGCACUGAUAGGUGACACUGAAAGGCAGCUCAGAUGGGCACUGUUAUGUGGCAUUGAUGUGCACUGGUAGGCACUGAUAUGUGGCAUUGAUGUGGCACUGAUGGGCACUGGCAGGUGGCAUUGAUGAGCACUGACAGCUGGCAUUGAUGGACACUAACAGGUGGCACUGCUGGGGCUAUACUGAUUAUCAGGGCACACUGAUCUGGCUCUCCACUCCUCACUGUCUGCGUGAUUGGCAUUUCCCUAUUUACAUGCGAUCAGCUGUGAUUGGACACAGCUGAUCA